CUUCACUAGUCUGUUUUGAAAGCUUUUAGUCCUCUGUUUCGGUCCAAGCUCAUGUUUGUGAAGCCAUGGCCGUCGAGCUCGUGAUGGGUUACAGAAACGACAGCUUUACGUCUCACGUGGAAGAGAACGCAGUGGUGCAAGAAGCAGCCUCUGGGCUCGAGAGUGUUGAGAAGCUCAUUAGACUUCUUUCUCAGUCUCAACAACAACAACAGAGACAAGAGGGUCAAUUAUCAGCUAAUUCAGAGCAGAGAUCGACUAUGGAGAUAGAUAUGGACUGUAGAGCAGUCGCUGAUGUGGCUGUAACCAAGUUCAAGCGAGUCAUUUCUCUUCUGGGUCGGACUCGAACCGGCCAUGCCCGGUUCAGAAGAGCCCCUCUGGCGCUACCGGUUCAAAACCAGAACAGAGACUCCAAAGAAGUCUCUGAAUCGACUAGAAUCUAUUGCCCGAGACCAAUCCAACAAGUCCCUCUCGCUGUUCCUCACCCAAAUUCUCACCACCACCAUCUUCAAUCUCAGCACGACCACCUCAUGAUCGUGAAAAAUGGGGUUAUUGAUCGGAAAGACUCGGCGUCGAAAUCGAUUAAUUUCUCCUCGUAUUCGCCGGCGAUUUCCGGUGCCACCACCUCGUUCAUGUCGUCUUUAACGGGGGACACCGACAGCAAGCAACUUUCGUCGUUGUCGGCGUUUCAGAUUUCGAAUCUGUCGCAGGUUUCCUCCGCCGGAAAGCCGCCCUUGUUGAAGAGAAAGUGCAGUUCGUCGGAAAACGCAGCCUCCGGCAAGUGCAGUGGCUCUUCCGGCCGCUGCCAUUGUUCCAAGAGACGAAAGCUGAGGCUGAAGAGGGUUGUGAGAGUUCCGGCGAUAAGCUCGAAGAUGUCUGAUAUACCACCGGACGAUUACUCGUGGAGGAAGUAUGGUCAGAAACCCAUUAAAGGUUCUCCGCAUCCAAGGGGUUAUUACAAGUGCAGUAGUGUGAGGGGUUGCCCAGCACGUAAACAUGUGGAGAGAGCUUUAGACGAUCCAAAGAUGCUGAUUGUAACCUACGAAGGAGAGCACAACCACUCUCUCUCUCUUGCAGAAACAAGUGGUCUUAUCUUAGAGUCUUCUUGAUUUAGAUUAUAUCAUGCAUGGUGGUGAAACAAAAGCCAAGUGUUUUCACUUAUCAUCAUCAUCAUUCCACAAAUGUGUAGAGAGUUACAGUGUAGUACUACUAUUAGCUAGAUGAGUGAGUGAGCUCAAUGACUCAACUCAGCUCUAUCUCAAAGGAGACGUAAUGGGUUUUUCUUUAAGUCUAUCGAAUUAAACACGGUCUCCUCAUAUGAUAUGUGUGAUUCAUCAAUUUCAUAUAAGAAAAUUGUGUUUGAUUCUAUAAUUGAAACAACGGUUGUUUGUUUAUUCAUUGUCCGACACUGUAUUCUCUACUUUUCUCUCUAUGUGAAUGAAUUGAAAAAUGAAAGGAAAAAUCAAUGAAAAGAUAGCCUUGUUUGAUA
Messenger RNA from Camellia sinensis, 1486 nucleotides. Its product is annotated as putative WRKY transcription factor 15. The record is from RefSeq and is a predicted model, not a curated record. Lineage: Eukaryota; Viridiplantae; Streptophyta; Magnoliopsida; Ericales; Theaceae. Gene Ontology annotation, molecular function: DNA-binding transcription factor activity; sequence-specific DNA binding. Gene Ontology annotation, biological process: regulation of DNA-templated transcription.